Tricharina praecox is the source of this 3311-nucleotide messenger RNA. Its product is annotated as ribosome 60S biogenesis N-terminal-domain-containing protein. Gene Ontology annotation, cellular component: nucleolus. Gene Ontology annotation, biological process: maturation of 5.8S rRNA from tricistronic rRNA transcript (SSU-rRNA, 5.8S rRNA, LSU-rRNA); maturation of LSU-rRNA from tricistronic rRNA transcript (SSU-rRNA, 5.8S rRNA, LSU-rRNA). The coding region runs from base 256 to 3162 and encodes 968 amino acids. The transcript is spliced from 6 exons. The record is from RefSeq and is a predicted model, not a curated record. NCBI's taxonomy places the organism in Eukaryota, Fungi, Ascomycota, Pezizomycetes, Pezizales, Pyronemataceae.
CUCCUGCACUACUAUAUUUCCAAUCGGUGCAUGUUACUAUCUCCGGCGUCCGCAGAGCUUAAAAAUGCGAAUCCGAGCACCCCACUUAUCUGCCCCACCUAUGGUAUCUACCCCACAUUCUGGUGAUAGAUAUGUGCGCCCAUAAGGUGUGAACUCUGGACUCUGGAGGUCCGAGCCGGAGCGGAGUUCCGCUAUUUUAAGCGUACAUAGCAGCUUAAAUCCGGCGACGCGACCAAGCGCCACGAGUGCUCUUCCAUGUCCCACAUUCCUUCCCACGUGACCCGGCAAACGCCGCUCCCUACUCUCGGGGGAGAAAAAAAAGUUCAGACAGAGCAAAUGAACCCUAGCAAAACCUCACGAAGCUCUCAAUCACGAACGAGAAGAGAAGGAAGGAAGGAAGGAAACCAACAACGACGACGACCAGAGAGCGAUAUGGCACCCCCGCGACCCACGAAAAAACGACGCACAGAUGUCGCCCCCACCAACGCGCCUGCUCUGGCGGGCCCGAUCGGGAAUAUCAGGGCGCUGCAGAGCGCUAUGGCCGACUACAGCGGGGCUGGAUUGAAGGCGGUGAAGGACUUUCUGUUCCGGUGUUCGAAGGGGCCGGAGGUGGAGGAGUUGGAGGCGGCAGCGAAUCGGAGCAUUUUGAAGCAGUACCUCGAGACGCAGACGAAGGAGGCGCAGAAGGAGAGCGACGAUGCAGAGAAGGAGUCCUCGGCGUUCGCGGAGGUCGUGCAGAUCUGGAGUUAUGCUAAUCAGAAUAAUUCUAUCAACUUGCUGUCGCUGGUCCCGGCCACAAUGGCGAACCUGGUCCGGAUAUGUUCGUACCACGAGGAGGAGUUCAAGAACUACGGAACAAUCCUCAUCAAGAGCCUGCUGCAGCCGACGACGUUGAAGAUCAUCUACCGUGGGUUGACGGGGAAUAAGGACAAGGUCGUGUCGCCAUGUCUGCGCCUAUUGACGGAGAUGAAUCGGUUCAACUUUGGCGCGAUGUGCGGAUUCGUCCACUCGACUAUAGACUUCACGAUCAAGGACUUGCCGCGGAAUUUGGAGGUGAAGGGAGGGGCGAAGGCUACCGUUGAGGAGAUCGGAAGACCGUCAGUACGGACACAGUUUCUGAGGUUCUUCUUGUCGUUCCUGCAGAAUGGCGAGCCAAGUGUUCGGAAUGAAAUGAUGGGAUUGAGGAGUUGGAUCACGCCGAUUUUCAAGCACCUGAAGACGGAUACGCCGGAGAUCAUAAACGACUUGUUGACAUGCUUCACUACGAGGGUGUUGGACGAGAAAGAAAUCCCGAGAGCUACAAAAACGAAUGCCUUCAAUGAGUGGAUUCUGGCACACAUCCUGGAACUGUACACCCGCGAAGAGACCGUGAAGACGUCAAAUGCUGGAAAAGACAUCGAAAAACCACUGGCGGACAUUGCUCACGAGUUCCUGAUGAGCGUUUGCACCAAACGUGGGAGCGGAGCAUGUUUCCCGGACCAUGGAUGGUAUCCACCUGGACACAUGGCGGACGAGGAAAAGCGGAAGUCUGCGCCAAAAGUGUUCAACCGGAUAUUAUCCUCAUUAUUAACGCAUAUCCGACCGUAUGCGAGCACAAUGCAGCUCGACCUAAUGCUGGAUAUCUUGAAGACGUGUCCAGAGCUGGUGGCUGACUACUUUCUGUCCAACUGGAGCUUCAGCUUCGAUCCAAAACUUACAUCUACUUGGAUUGGAUACUGCACGUUCUUGCACUCCACGAUCACCCUUCCAAUACCGGAGAAUUUUGGAGCUCCGGAAGCUCAAAUACUUCCACCUCCCACCAAUGUUAUUGUCGAGAACGUCCUGCCGAAACCACUUACCAAAGCUAUUAUGUCCAAGUGUUUGACGCACGAGAACAACUUCAUCAGGUUCUUGGCUACAAGGCUUCUCAUCAGUGCUUUCCAGAAGCUGCGGAGUGUCCUCAAGGCACUCGACGAGGCGGCGGGUUCUGUACACGAUCCGACAGAGACAUGGAAGAGGUGCAGAUUUGACGUCAUCGAGGAGUUUUGCAAGCGCAUCCCAGAUGCAUCGGUGGUGAGCAACAUUGCCGGAAAGACAUCGGGUGUUUUGCAGACUGAAGCGAGGAUGAGACUUCUUGCGGAAUACUAUACUACUAUUCCCGAGUUGGCCUUGUCCGGUAAUUAUGAUGUAAAUGUUGCGCUGAGCAACUUCCUCGGGAACGAAUUUGAGGACCAAAAGGGCAUGAAGCAACUCGAGAUGGGACACUUGUUGCAGAUCGCGACUGAGGUUCCGGAUGUCAAGUGGUGGAACAAAACUCCUGCUAUGAAGCAUUCACCAUUCGUGGCUAUUUUGAAGCGAUGUUGCAGCACUGCUACAAAUACUUCCCAGCGACAGGUCCGGACGUUACUCCAUUCUUUUGCUUCCACCAGUUACCUCUUCCAGGCCGAAACAUCGGCGUCGCCACUAGAUGCCCUGCUGGAGAGUUUAUCCACCCUUGAGGAUAGCGGCGAUUUGGAAGCGAUCCUCUCCCUCCUAGACGAAGUCGUGGCACGAUGCAUCCGUGGACCAUUCAAAUAUCUGGACGACUACGCUGAGCUUGCAGCAGAGAUCCAAAAACAGAAGCCAGAAGCCAGUAACUUUGCACCAGUCAGUCCGUUGGUCAUGACACUCGUAGAACAGUGGAAAUUCUUCAUGCAGUCGAAGGAUCACUCCAGCCAACAGAAGCUCGGUGGCGUCCGGUGGUUGCUGCGACUCCUCGAAUCCUGCGCAGUUUUGGGCGAGAACAGAUUUGUCCUUGCGGUUUUGUGCGACAGAGUUGCCAGCUCUGGCUCGACUGACGAAAGUAUCCCGAAACUGAAGAACUACUUGCAAGAAGGAGACCAAGGCCUGGAAAUCGCACCUAAUGGGGGACGUGAAUAUGACAGCGCCGUGGGAGUUCGCGAUAUGUUUACUCGUUUCCCUAAUCGCAGGAUAGACGUACAGAUGAUCGCGUUGCUCUCGGAUGGCGUGCUGCAUCGUAGAAUCGAACCAUCGCUGUUCGACCUCGCUGUCGUGCAGAGGGCGAUCACGGAGGUUGCUGAGAGCCGGAAUAUCAGCACAUCCAAAGCCGCCGCCGUUAUCACCCAGUUAAACGAAUUGAUGAAGAUACGCCGAAUUGCUCUCUACCGUCUCCGAACAGAGUGAUUCUGCCCUCGAGUCCGUUAGGGAAAUCUUCACGAGUUCCUUGCCCGGAUUUUUGUCCAAGUUUGCAGCUUUGUCGGAAGAGGACCUGUCGAAGGUUCUCUUCAUUUAUCGCACUAUCAUCACGUUGCUCUAUUCCCCGGAAGAUGUCA